CAAAUAGACAUAUAUAAUAAUGAUAGAUUUAAUAUAUAUAUUCAAUUUAAUCAAUCAAAAAAGCGUCUUAUUUCAUAAGCAAAUUAUUUUCUGAAGGAUUUACCACUUCGAUGUUUAUGUCCUCGUUAAAGUGGCGUGAUCGAUUUUGAGCAGUGACGUACGACUGACGUGCGAAAAUAUUCGCGAAUGUCGAAUGAUCCAUCAAAACAACAGUCAAAAUCGUAUGUCAAGUUAUUUACGCAUUGAAAAUCUAGUAAUAUAUAUCAGCAACAUGAAGCAUUUUGUGAUGAUAAUUAUUUAUCAAGUUAAAGUAAUAAAAUUAUAAAAAAUAAUUAGAAACGAAAAUCAUAAAUUAUAAAUAAGGUGAUGUCUAAUAAAUCAGGAAAAUUUGGUCUUAUAAAUGCUGUUAAAGACCUUAUAAACAAAGGCCAGUUUGGUUUAGGCAAAGAUUGGAAUAAAAUAAUAUUGAAAAUUCAAUCAGCUUUACCUUAUAAUGACGGUUCUAUAACUAUUACCCGUGGGUAUAAGGGUGAAUUGGUGAAUAGCAAGAUUAGGGAUACCAAAUCUGAUCAUUCCAAAUCAUUUUUAGAAGCACUUGGAAAAAAUGAUAAGACAGAUAAAUUAAAUUGCUGGAAAUUAAAUCAAGAUGCAGAUAAAAGUAAAAACAUAGCAUAUGUUACAAAACAUGUAGUUUCUUCACUAUCGGCAAUGCUAGAAGAUGAUUCUAUUUUGCAACGAUUGAAAGAAUUUUGUGACCAUAUGAAUUUAUAUCCAAAUGAAAGGCAUCAUGCGAUAAAAUUAGGUGCUCUGAGUACUAUUUUGCGAUUGCGUCAUAAUGCUGAAUGUGAAGAAAUAAUUCAUCAAUCUAAUGAAGCCCUAUCCUUAAUUGGAUAUUGUGAUCCCUUACCUGGAAGGGGUGUACGAAUUCUAUCUAUUGAUGGAGGCGGUGUCAGAGGCGUUCUUGUAAUUGAAAUGCUGAAAAAAUUAGAACAGCUUACUGGAAAACGAGUGUUUGAAAUGUUCGAUUAUAUUGCGGGUGUUAGUACUGGCGCUAUACUGGGAUUUUCAUUAGUGUCACAACCUAAUAGAACCUUAGAUGAGACAUCACAACUAUAUAAAGAAUUGAGCUCUAAAAUGUUUAGUGCUAGCAGUCCUUUAUCAGUAUUAUCCGGCACAUCUCGAUUAGUUUGGAGUCAUGCGUAUUAUGAUACUUCAAAGUGGGAAGAAUUUUUGAAGGAAUAUCUUGGGGAUAUCUCGAUGAUUAAAACUUCAAGAAUACCAGGUUGCCCAAAGUUAUCAGCCAUAUCAUGCAUAGCAAAUGCUUCUGAUACGGCAGCAUUUGUGUUUAGGAACUACACCCUACCUUGGCGUAUUCAUUCAGUGUAUUGUGGAACUCACAGUGCUAAAGUCUGGGAAGCUGUACGUGCAAGUAGUGCAGCUCCCACUUAUUUUGAAGAAUUUAAGCUUGGUGAUUAUCUUCAUCAGGAUGGUGGUAUCAUGUUUAAUAACCCAACAGCUGUAGCUAUACAUGAAGCAAAAUUACUUUGGCCUGGUUCUCCUAUACAAUGUGUGAUCAGUUUUGGGACUGGAAGAACUACACCUAGUUCUGAACAAAUAAACUCAGAGAAUUUAAGUACAUCAUCAUGGAAAACAAAAUUUAUAAAAAUUCUUUGCAGUGCAACUGACACUGAAGCCGUGCACACAACUCUAAAUGAUCUUUUACCAUCUGGUACAUAUUUUCGAUUCAAUCCUUAUUUAACUGAAAUGCUUACAAUGGUUGAAACUAGACCUGAAAAGGUAGCUCAAUUAGAAUUGGAUGCUGCCAUAUAUAUGAGAAAAAAUGAAGAUAAAUUUUUAAGGGCCGCAGAAGCAUUGUGCCAAUCAAAACCAGUUUCUCAAAAAUUAACUGAUUGGGUAAGGCUUCAAGCCCAUGUAGUAGGAUUUCUAUAAACUAUAAAAUGAUUAAAUCAUAACACAUUUAAAUACUUUACAUUAUCAUAUAAUUAAUCUGUGAUUUUUUUGUUAUUUAUUUAAAUAAGAAAAUUUAAAACUGUUAUAAAUUGAUAAAAAAUAAAUAAUAUAUUUUUAAUUAAUAUUCAGAGCACUAAAAUAUCAUUUUAAUAAGAUAUAAUCAUUAGUAUAAUUACGAUUUGCACCUCAAUUAUUUUCUACUUAUAUAAUUUUGUACUAC
Messenger RNA from Ctenocephalides felis (cat flea), 2191 nucleotides. Its product is annotated as calcium-independent phospholipase A2-gamma-like. Bases 367 to 1950 code for a protein of 527 amino acids. NCBI's taxonomy places the organism in Eukaryota, Metazoa, Arthropoda, Insecta, Siphonaptera, Pulicidae. Gene Ontology annotation, cellular component: membrane. The transcript is spliced from 10 exons. The record is from RefSeq and is a predicted model, not a curated record. Gene Ontology annotation, biological process: arachidonate metabolic process.